Brachypodium distachyon (stiff brome) is the source of this 2020-nucleotide messenger RNA. Its product is annotated as crossover junction endonuclease EME1. Lineage: Eukaryota; Viridiplantae; Streptophyta; Magnoliopsida; Poales; Poaceae. Gene Ontology annotation, cellular component: Holliday junction resolvase complex; nucleus. Gene Ontology annotation, biological process: DNA repair. The record is from RefSeq and is a predicted model, not a curated record. The transcript has 10 exons. Bases 1102 to 1659 code for a protein of 185 amino acids.
CCAAUUCUUCCGACGGUGAACAACUGAACACCGAAGCUUGCAGGACAAGCCCACCAAGACAAUGGCAUCUCGUGUGCCCAUCGUCGUUCCCCUGCCACCCUCCGCAACCGCAUGCCCUCCCGCUCCCGUGCCACUCCCUCGACCGCUCCAGACUUCCACGAAGCUUUCUCCCCUUCCCCGGCCGUCCCGAAGCGGCGCGCGUCCGUUACCCCGAUCCUCCUCCUCGACGACGAUGACGAUGCCCCUCCACCGCCGAAGCGGCGGCCCGAGCCGCCGGGCUCCGUCGUGCGCGAGGCUCCCCAAUCGGUUGCCCCUUGCUCGCUGGGCCACCGCUCCCGAGCCGCCUCUGGCGAGACGCAUGAUUCUGAUUCUGAUUCUGAUUCUGAUUCUGCUCUCCCGCGGUCGUUCCGCUUCGACUACGAUGCUGCCGCUUCGAGGAUCCCCGUAUCGGCUCCCCGGUGCUCGGUCGACCCCGACACUGCUGCUGCUAAGACGCCGGGCUUCACCACCCCGCGCUCUGUUGGGCCUUCCAGCACCCCGGGCUUCUCUUCUACUAGCCGCACGACGCAUGAUUUGUCUGGAGCUUCUUGUCCAAUAUCUCUGGACAGUGAUGAUGAGUUGGAUGACUUUGGGUACAAAUGGUCUACCCCGCAGAAAGAGGACACACCCAGCAAGGAUGAGAAAAAACAGGAAACAAAAAUGCAAAAAGAAGCUGAUAAACAUCAACGAACAGAGCAGAAGAAGUUGGCCAAAGAAAAAGAAGACUGGUUCAGGAAAAGAUGCUUUACGAUCGAUUGUGGCAGAGAUUGACCCAACGGUCCUCGAAAUCGGCUCAAUCGGAGGUUCUCUUCUGACAAGGUUUGCAGAGAAGAACCUUACAUUUCAAGUUAAGCCUAAUCCAAUGAGGGGAUCAAUCUUGUGGAAGAUGGUUCCUCAAAAUGAUCAGCAUCCAGUUUCAGAAGUAUCAUAUAUUCUAUUUGUGCUCCAAGCUCAGGAAUCCUGUGAUCUUAUAAGAAAUGGAGCGUUCUUCAAUCAUGUUCUCGAAGUUCGAGCUCGCUAUCCAACAUUCACCAUUUGCUAUGUCAUUAAUAAAUUGGUGAAAUGCAUCAAACAAGUGAGCAACAUCAGUAUUCGAAUCCAUCCAGUUCUAAUAGCUGGAAACGUCCACCAGUGGAAGAGGUUUUAUGCAAAUUAGUAACACACUAUGAUAGAGUACACUCAAAGCAAUGCACAGAUGAAGCUGAAGUGGCAGAGCAUGUUGUUGGUUUGACAACUAGUCUUGCAAAUUGCAAAUUCAGGAAACAGUUGACAUGGUUAUAUGUGCAUGGUAAUGGUGCGAUGACAUCAAAGGGAUCCGUGGAUAAAGCUCUGUUUAAGAACAAUACCUGGUUGAGGUUUUUAAUAGCUAUCCCUAAACUCAAGCCAAGUUUGGCCCUUGCAAUCUCGAAGAAGUACAGUACAAUGAGAUCCCUUCUGAAUGUUUAUAUGGAUCCUAGUAAAACUGAGCGUGAGAAGGAGCGUUUGCUUUACGACCUCAUGUGUGAAGAUAGCCUUGGUAAUGAAACCAAAAAAUUGGGAAAGAUAUGGUCUAAAAGAUUGUACAAAAUUCUCAUGGCACAAGAUGGGGCAAUGGGAGCAGAUGAAGCUUUGAAAUCCUAAUGACUGAUGUGCGCACGUAGGAUCCUUUUGGCCUUGCUAAACUAGUGUAUAUGUCUAUAUUGUUGCUCACCACCAAGAUGAAACUUCAUCUCCCUGCGGUGCUUUUGUUAUGAGGCCAUCACCUACUACUUCCUCUGUUCUUCUGAGGUUUUGGCAAGCCAAAUUAACUUGCCGAAUGGUCUUAUAAAAGGAAAUGGAGGGAGUUCUGUGUUAAUUACUGUCAUUUAUUAUGUUCUGGAGAAACCUAUGAAAACGUAAAGACCGUAUGAUCAAGUGAAUGCUAUGCUAGAUAUCUGUAUGAUAAGCUAUGUGUACUGUACUUUGUCAGAUAGCAGCAUCGUUAACUAAGGACUCUUAUCAA